AUGGAUAAUGACUUUAAUGUAACAUAUAUAACUUUUGAUGGACAUGUGGAAGUGCAGAAAUACAGAUUUAUCUAUUUUGUGAUCAUAUUUACAGCAUAUAUUCUUGUAAUUUGCAGUAAUUCUACCAUUGUGUGCAUCAUAGUGAUUAACAAAUCCCUCCAUGAGCCUAUGUACAUUUUCAUUGCAGCUUUGUUAAUCAACUCUGUUCUUUUCAGCACUGCUAUCUAUCCAAAGCUUUUGAUUGACUUUUUAUCUAAACGACAGAUCAUAUCUUAUUCAGGCUGUCUCUUUCAAUGGUUUAUAUAUUACACUCUAGCCUGUUCAGAGUUCUUGCUGUUGUCAGUCAUGGCCUAUGACAGAUAUGUGUCUAUUUGUAAACCACUGCAAUAUCACACUAUCAUGAGAAAAAAAACAGUUUAUAUUUUCCUGAUUUUAGCUUGGCUUCUACCUGCUUGUCAGAUAUCGGUUGGACCGUUGCUGAUUGCUAAUAAAAAACUCUGUUACUUUAUUUUGAAAGGAAUAAUCUGCAACAGCACAGUUAACAAACUUCAAUGUGUUCCUUCAGCAGUGCUGAAUAUAUAUGGCUUGAUUGUUUUAGUAAUUACAGUACUGCUCCCUGUACUCUUCAUACUCUUUACAUACACCAGGAUAUUUAUAGUAACCUAUCAAAGUAGUAGAGAAGUCAGGAGAAAAGCUGCACAGACCUGUCUACCCCACCUGUUGGUUCUGAUCAACCUUUCCUGUUUGAGUACAUAUGAUGUACUUCUACCUCGACUGGAAACAAAUUUUUCCAAUACUGUACGUUUAACAAUGUCUUUACAACUAGUAAUAUAUCAUCCUCUCUUUAACCCAAUCAUGUAUGGUCUGAAAAUGAAAGAAAUUUAUAAACACCUUAAGAGGUUAUUGAUAUAUUCACACAGACUUGGGUCACGCUGCCGGAGAAAGGCUGUGCGCUGGCCCCUCGGCGUGUUCUGCAACAUCCUCGACGAGUUUGCCUACAAUGUCUUCGUUGUGUGGCGGGAGCUCAGGCCGAAGUGGCUGCGCGGCAAGCUCAACAUGAGGAUGGUGUUCCUCGAGCAGCUGGGAAGGACGCUCGUCACGCUGCUCAUUGAGAGGCGGGAGCGUCUCCCUCAAACGGAAGCCAUGAGGGCGAAACGCGCCUUGAGCUCGGAAGACAACUCGAAGAGAGGCCGGAGACGCCGCAGGGCCGAGAGGCGCCGGCAAAAGGAAGAGGUGUGA
Messenger RNA from Etheostoma cragini (Arkansas darter), 1239 nucleotides. Its product is annotated as olfactory receptor 10J4-like. Gene Ontology annotation, cellular component: membrane. NCBI's taxonomy places the organism in Eukaryota, Metazoa, Chordata, Actinopteri, Perciformes, Percidae. The transcript has 3 exons. Gene Ontology annotation, biological process: G protein-coupled receptor signaling pathway. Bases 1 to 1239 code for a protein of 412 amino acids. The record is from RefSeq and is a predicted model, not a curated record. Gene Ontology annotation, molecular function: olfactory receptor activity; G protein-coupled receptor activity.